AUGGAGUCGAAAUCAUCGCAAAAGCUUGCUAGGUCCUCAUUGUGGGCGAGUGUACCUAACAUUGACGAGGGGCACAAUAAAUUCUAUUAUUACGAGAACAACAACAAAUAUCGAGAAAAAAAUAUCGUCAUUCCUACGGGUGCGUAUGAAAUAGAAGAUAUUGAAUCCUAUAUUAAGAAACACAUUGUUGACGGUGGUGGUGAGGGUGGUGAUCGAGUGAAAGACGUUUUUUCCCUGAAACCUAAUCUGAAUACGCUCAAGUGUGGACGGUACAGUUCAGUGCAUGGCAUUAACUUUCAACCAAAGGAUUCCAUCGCAUACGUUUUAGGAUAUUCUCCAUCAAGAGUCUUGGAACCUAGGAUUUAUCACCAAUCAGAUCUUCCCGUUAAGAUAGUUAAAGUUAGAACUAUCCAUAUCGAUAGCAAUAUUACUGUUGGAGCUUUCUACAACGAUAGACCUUUACAUACCAUAUACGAAUUCUCUAUUACAGACGAGGCUGGGUGUGCAAUUAACGAAAGUUCUAAAAACUUGAUUUAUCUACCAGUGAAUCAACAUCUGAACUAUACUGAACGGUACCAUGGACUCAGAUAUGAGAAGGGCUACGUGGAUUAUAGUUUACUUAAUGAAAUCCUCAGCAGUCAUUUAGCUGAUGUGGAUAUGGUAUACGUAAAAGGACAAUGCAAACGUCAAUUUUUAAUCGAUAGAUUAAAUGAUAUGCAAAUUAUUAAACCCAAUAUUAUCAAUGUUGAAGAUUGUGAUUCGCGUUUAACCACCACCACCACAAAGUGUGAGAAAAUAGAGAAAUGUAUACCACUGUCUUUGAAUCAUGAUGGCGUAUAUGGUAUAUGUGCUCUGAAUAACUGUCUCAAAAUCAAAGAAUGGGUAUAUAAAUGUCUACCUAUGUAA
Acanthoscelides obtectus is the source of this 906-nucleotide messenger RNA. Lineage: Eukaryota; Metazoa; Arthropoda; Insecta; Coleoptera; Chrysomelidae. The record is from the annotation of a GenBank genome assembly.